AAAGUUAAUAAGUUAUCUUCCUUGCUGUUGACAAUGAAAUCUCAUGUAAACAUAGCUUUGAGUUCUCUGCUUCCUAUCGGCUCUCCCAGGGAAAGAGCGGAUCGUUGCAAAGAGGUACAGCAGAUCCGAGAACAACAUCCAAACAAAAUUCCAGUCAUUAUUGAGAGAUACAAAGGGGAGAAGCAGCUACCUGUACUGGAUAAGACCAAAUUUCUAGUUCCUGAUCAUGUUAAUAUGAGUGAAUUGGUAAAAAUAAUCCGGCGCCGGCUACAGCUGAAUCCAACCCAGGCUUUCUUCCUAUUGGUGAACCAGCACAGCAUGGUGAGCGUUUCCACCCCAAUCUCUGAGAUCUAUGAGCAAGAGAAGGAUGAAGAUGGCUUCCUCUACAUGGUCUAUGCUUCACAGGAAACCUUUGGGUAUUGAGUGUCUGUCACCACCAGAGGACUAAUUCCAAACUGUUGCAGUGACAUCUCUGCCUCCCCAGUGCUCCCCACCUUGGCAAACCCUGUGCAGAGAGAAGCUUUUGGUCCAGGAACAGCCCAGAAGCAACCAUGUUCCUCCAAUUUUGUAGCGCAUCAGACCAAGAUAAUCCAGUGUGUAGGUGUGUGAGAGACCCAUAAAUCUCUAUGUUUGCAUUGCCUCUGUCCUUUAUGAUUGCUAUUCAUUGUCUCCCAUCUUGUUCAUGUGUGUUUGCAGAUGUAUGCACUCUCUCUUUAAUAUUAUGUCUUCUUUCUUACUCCAAUGCCAAAUUGAUGGAGCCUAUGGCAGUCAGGCGAAUAAAAUAAACUGUUUCCUCACUUACUAAGGCAAGGGAUGAGCUUGUCUGCUGUUAAAGGGCAGAAACUCUUAAGACAAAAACAAGCAAAAAUAAAGAACUUUUAUUGGGGUUUUAUUGGGAUUUUAAGUUAUGUGCAUAUCAAUUCUUGGUGCUACACAAUAGAUGUAGGCAUCUUUUCCAGUACUGUCCAUAAAAUAUAACUUCUAGGUUUAUUAUUUUUGAAGCACGAGGGAAUAUAAUUUGCUUGUAUGAUGUAGCCUUUAAAAAAAUCUUACGCUUCUUUGCACUUUAAAAUGUUGUAAAAGUGAGGAUGAAAUUAGCUUACUUUUCACAAAUUUGUCGUAUUAUGUGCUGUUUCUGUCACUG
This is a messenger RNA of Python bivittatus (Burmese python), 1144 nucleotides long. Lineage: Eukaryota; Metazoa; Chordata; Lepidosauria; Squamata; Pythonidae. The record is from RefSeq and is a predicted model, not a curated record.